AUGACCAGUAUUGCAACCGGGUCCAGUCCCCACGCCACCUCUACCAAGUCCACCUCCGCUGCUCCUGCUUCCUAUGGAGCAACCGGGUCUACGGAUUCUGUUUCGCCCCAGGCUGCUGCCAAAGCUCGCAUUUUGACCCACAUGAAUAAAGACCAUGCUCUAUCGCUGUUUGACUAUCUGUCGUAUUUCAUGCACCGUGAGUUUGACCCAGAUAAUGCUUCCUCCAGCGUCGAAAUGACCGACAUUACCAACAACUACAUCACUCUGCGGUACACAUACCCUGACUCUCCCAAUGCCCAGUAUGCCCAGUUCCCCAUUAACCCACCCAUGGAGUCGCUACGUGAAGCACGAACCGCCCUUGUCGAUAUGGCCAAAACCGCAGCAGGUACUCGCGGCUAUGCAACUCACCGUAUCUCCUCUUAUGUUCCGCCUUGGUCCGGUGCCACUCCAGUCCAUGAUAUGGCCCUUCUUUUUGUGGUUGCCAUUCUUAUUCUGCCACCUCUCCGCACUCCAGUUUUCAGCGCCUUGGCCAGCCUUUUAGGUAUUCCUGCAGAUGGCGGUGCUUUUUGGGGGCCUAUUGUGUCAUUCUGCUCCAAUUGGCCUUGGAUUCCAGCCAUUGUUACAUACACAGCCCAUUUUGCUGAAGGACUUUUUGUGAUCCGGCCCAAGGUCACCAAGUACCGUGUUCCGAAAGAGGAGCGCGCCUGGUGGUACGUCUCUAUCUUUUUUGAGGGAUUCCCAGCAAUUUUGCGUUUCAACAGGCUCAUUAGCAAGGUUGAGGGCCAACAUUAA
Messenger RNA from Magnusiomyces paraingens, 792 nucleotides. RefSeq lists its product as uncharacterized. The record is from RefSeq and is a predicted model, not a curated record. NCBI's taxonomy places the organism in Eukaryota, Fungi, Ascomycota, Dipodascomycetes, Dipodascales, Dipodascaceae. The transcript has a single exon. The coding region runs from base 1 to 792 and encodes 263 amino acids.